AUGCAGCUGUUCUUCUCAUCCUCUGUGACCUUGUUUCUACCAUUCACAGCACUAGUACUGCUGCUAUUAUCUCUUUCACUUGUUGCAUGUAGAUCACUACUACUUGUGCCCAAAAUGACUGUGAAAGGAGGGACAAGCCAAGCCUGUGCUGCAUGCAAGUACCAGAGAAGGAAGUGCUCGUCGGAGUGUGCUCUGGCGCCAUAUUUCCCGGCAAACGAGCCUAAGAUGUUCCAGAAUGCACACCGGCUUUUUGGGGUGUGCAACAUUAUGAAAAUACUGAAACAAUGCAAUAGCCGCGAACAAAAAGACGAGGCCAUGAAAUCUAUUAUAUAUGAAUCCGAUAUUCGCCAGAAGUGUCCGGUCUACGGAUGUUGGGGUAUCAUUUGCCAACUUCAGUAUCAACUCCGACAAGCCAUUGAAGAGCUUCGGUAUGUGCACGCUAGGCUCACGGUCUGCAGAGAACAAUGCCAUAACCAAAUGAACCCUAGUCCACAUUUUGAUUCUCCAUCUUCGCAGUUACAAUUGGGGAUUAGUCCAACCAGUGAGGACUCAUCAAUUUUUCAACAUCAUGGAAUGUCUAAUUUCCCAAUUAUGAACCAUUUUGGUAGGAAUGAAAUGGAUGGGGUAUAUUUUGAAUCUAAUGAUAAUAAUAAUAAUAAUAAUAUGUCAAAGCCAUUGUUGGUCCAACAGUACCCUUAUUAUAAUAACAUGGCAAGUGGUGGUAGUUCAAUGGGAAUGGGAAUGGGAAUGGGGAUUAAUCAGACGUCUCAGAUGGUUCCUUCACAGCCAUUUUUUAUCCAACAUGCAACAGAAGUUUCUCAAGAUUAUGAUGAUAUACCUUUUGAUACGAUUGCUGAUGACAGACAAUCUUAUAUUGAAUCCAAGGAAGCAUGUGAGUCAAGCUCGGAGUCAUCGUUGAAGGAUACAACACAAUUGAUUCAUGAACACGCGUCAAAAAGUGAACUCAAGAGCGCUGCUGCAUGCUUCAGCCUCACAAGUGUCAACUAA
This is a messenger RNA of Cornus florida, 1008 nucleotides long. RefSeq names its product LOB domain-containing protein 27-like. Lineage: Eukaryota; Viridiplantae; Streptophyta; Magnoliopsida; Cornales; Cornaceae. Bases 1 to 1008 code for a protein of 335 amino acids. The record is from RefSeq and is a predicted model, not a curated record. The transcript is spliced from 2 exons.